This is a messenger RNA of Procambarus clarkii (red swamp crayfish), 2871 nucleotides long. Lineage: Eukaryota; Metazoa; Arthropoda; Malacostraca; Decapoda; Cambaridae. The record is from RefSeq and is a predicted model, not a curated record.
AUGGCAACCGGAAACUCUUCGCCAGAGCUUGACCUGUACUGGGAAGUGCAUGACUCCCGCACGCCCAGGGCCGAGGUCAUUCGUCAUCCCAACACGUCCAGGGUCGAGGUCACGUCUGGUGAAGUGACAUCGUCAGCUGGGUCAUCGUCGCAGCCUACUGCCAGUACGUGGUCCUCGCCUUGGUCCGGACACUCGUCUAGUCGACGUCAGUCUUCCUGUUUAUAUUUCUCCGACACGUCUAGUCCGCCUCCCAGGGUGCCCAACAACUCUCCCGCGGAGGGAGGCGCCUCUCCCACGGAGGGAGAGGUGCCUCUCGCCUCCCUCAUCUUCCUAGGUGAUGACGACGUGUUUACGGACUAUUCUGGGGUCACGCCCUUUCCCACAAGCGUCACGUGGGCUCCCGGCGCCAUGUCCUCACCCACUGGCGCCACUUGGGCUGCCGGUGUCACGUCCCCACUCACUGGCGUCAAGCCAUCACCCUCCAGCGUCACGUGGACUUCUAACAUCAUGACCUCGCCCACUGGCGUCACGCUCACUCCCGUCGGCGUCACACCCACUCUUGUUGGCGUCACGCCCUCACCCGCUAACGUCACAAGAGCGUCCACACUACCCGGAGCUCCCAGUUCGGACUCGGGUUGCCAGCAACAGAACGAGAGUCCAAAUAGCCCAAAGACAGGUCCCCGGAAUGGCGCCAAGGGCAAGGAGGGACAUGGAAAUGUGCACACGUCCUCCCACACCACCACUCCCCCACACACGUCCCCCCACACCACCACUCCCCCACACACGUCCCCCCACACUACCACUCCGAAAACCUCCUCACCAAACCCUGUAGCUGGUGGAAUCAACCGAAUCACACAGGCGUCAAACGACGCUAAAACCCGCGUCCAGUCAAGAGGCAACGAGAGUAAAAGUGAUCCAUCAGGACUCUCGCCAGCGGCCGGCCAGGGCGACCUUGCCUACCGAGGUCGCCACACUCAGCCCUACUCCCUAAGGACCUGUUCGCCAGUCUGUGCUCAAAAUUUCGCCAAACUUUCGAAAGAACUUGGCGAAACGAAAGAUCAGCUGUUUGCCUUGUCUGUACAAAUGGAAGAGCAGGCAUCCCACAUCAACAAACUUAUGGAAGAAAACAGAAGAUACAUCAGAGAAAAUGGCAAACUAAAGAAAACCUGGAGCGGUCACAUAAACGGUAACGAUAGCUGUGACGAACGACUGUACAGCGGCGACGGAGCUACGGAGAUAGUGGACAGAGUCCUCGCUCUGCAGCUGCAGAACAAUGAACUUAACGUGUGUCUGGAGAGAGAGAAGAGAAGGAGAAUGGAGGCUGAGGCGAGGCUACAGCGAGAUGGAAGCUACAUCAAACGACUCGAAGAUAGUGUUCAGACUUUGCGAGGGACCCGAGUGGUGAUGGACCCCGGCACCUACCGCCAGGUGGCAGAGGCGUACAUCGCCGCCCGCCGCACGCCCGCGCGCCGCCCUCAUACCCACCCGGGCAUUCCCGGCUCAGAUCUCGUCUGCGAUUCUCCUCAGGACUCGCAAUUGAGUAGCCGAAGACUGUCGCAUCCGUCGCCUCUCCAGUCUUCCAGCUGCCCAUCCUCGCCCACAAAUGGGUCCUCGCCCUGCUCUUCGCCAAACUUCUACUCCUCGCAACCUUCCCAGGUUUACCCAGCAGAGAUCCCCGUCCAGAGAAAUCGCAACGGCAAGACGAAGAAGGAGCGUGUCCAUAAUCCGCAUGAUCUAGGGUGUGGUCUGGGAGUCGCGGGGAGCACCAUGAACCCCUGGGACUACCAGCAGCUCCUAGAGAGCCUUGAAGACCUCGAUGGCGCUAGUAGAGGGGCCUUGUCCUGAAGAGGAAACAGAUUGCCGUUGAAUCCUGAAACAGUAUUAUGUCCCCUGAUACUUCCUGGAAACUGGAAGACUCUAGCUGGAUACCUGGAGACUUGGCAUUCUUCUCGCAGAUGUGUCAGCCCCUUUUACUUGGACGUGAAGACUGCAGAUAGCUGGUCGAUGACCGCGCUCUGUCUGGUGCUCCAAGCUUGCCACGCGUUGCAGAACAAUACAUUGUCCUGGUGACAUCUCCUUCAGCCUUUCGUGAAGUGGUACAACGAUUCUGCUGACGAAUGGUGCUGUUUUGAAAGGAUCCACGAAAGGCCUAUCCAGAGGCUGGUGAUGAUUUAACCAAAUGAUGCUUGUCGAAACUCAGACGUUGAUUAUGCUCAGAAGAUAUUUACUGUGUGAGUUAUGUUGCGAGGCUCUGUCCUCACCCUCCUGGCUACUGUGAAAGAAUCUUACACAGUAUUUUUAUGCAGGUUACAAUUACCUCCGAUUAGAGAAUAACAAGUUAUGAUUUGAAAUGAGUUACGUUUGUCUUGCUCUGUAAAAUUAUCAACAGUCACGUGUGUUUAUUUAAUAUAUUAUUUAACAUAUAUAUGUACACACUAGUUGUGCACACAAUAGUACGAGAUUGUAUACCUAAUGAUCUACUGUCACACCCCCGGCACUAUGCACUUCCAAGAUGUUUUGAUAGACAUGGAAAUGGUCAAUUAUUCUGUGCCAUAAGAUUGAUUUAACAGCAAUAUUGAUGAGAACUGUAGGUCAUAUGGUCGAGUCCACCUUCAGUGGACGAUGUUUACAAAGCUUUUCCAAAGCCUAAGACUUAUUUACAGUUGUUGAGAUGGAAUUAACUGGAUUAUGUACAUUUACAGUGAAAUCUGAGAUGUCAGAUCUAGUUGACUAGUGGAUGGCUGUGAUAUGUUAUUAUAUGUUAUCUUGCCUUAUUGCAACAACUUGGUGAUUGCAGAGAACCUAGAAGUUACCAUACAGUGAAUGUUAUCAAAUUCUUCGAAUAUUAAAUUAUUGGAAAUAUUUUUUAAA